AUGGUUUGUAGUAUCAGACUUCAACGUAUGGGUGUAAAAAACAACCCAUUGUACAGAAUUGUUGUUACCGACUCUCGUCGUGCACCAUCAUCAGGUAAAAUUGUUGAGAAAAUUGGAGUUUAUGAUCCUAGUGCCAAGAGUAUGGACUAUAUGUUCUUCCAAAAUUCUUUGAAUCCACAAGAAAAAUUCAAGACUUGUUAUGUUGAUAUUGAUAGAGUUAAAUACUGGCUCAGUCAAGGAGCUCAACCAUCUGACCAUGUGAUGAAGCUUUUAUCAAACAUGGGCUUGGUUCCUCCAAAUCCUCAAGUCAUUCCGAAGGGAUGGGAUCCAAAGGUUUGGGAUCAAAGUUUCAGACAAGCACAUUUAUAUUGGAAGAGAAAGAGUAAGAUUGAAGAACAACUCUAA
Messenger RNA from Naegleria gruberi, 405 nucleotides. RefSeq lists its product as uncharacterized. The record is from RefSeq and is a predicted model, not a curated record. Lineage: Eukaryota; Heterolobosea; Eutetramitea; Acrasida; Naegleriidae. The transcript has a single exon. Bases 1 to 405 code for a protein of 134 amino acids. Gene Ontology annotation, biological process: translation. Gene Ontology annotation, cellular component: ribosome; small ribosomal subunit. Gene Ontology annotation, molecular function: structural constituent of ribosome.